Thlaspi arvense is the source of this 1932-nucleotide messenger RNA. The record is from the annotation of a GenBank genome assembly. NCBI's taxonomy places the organism in Eukaryota, Viridiplantae, Streptophyta, Magnoliopsida, Brassicales, Brassicaceae.
AUGACAACCGUUCCUGCUACAAGUGGAAACACAGCUAGUUUCGAUUCAUCGUUUCCUCCGUCUGAGAGACCUUUUUUCUUUCUUCCUCCAUUAAAGCGCUUUCCUCGAUUUUUCAUAAGCUUUGCAACAAUGCCGGGCGAGAAGCUUAAACAUUCUUCACCUGACACCCUUUCCUCCUCCUCCUCUGCCGACUCCGUCCGCCUCCUUUCCCGGGAAACCCUUCGCAUCAGUGCCUCUCUCGUCUCCCCUCCUGAUGAUCUCUUUCCUCCAUCUCCACAAUCUCUUCCCGAUUCUCACUUUCUUCAUUCAACUCUGAAAUUGAUCUGCUGCGAGGAAAUCGAUGGUCAAAGAUGGAAAUACUUUGCCGAGAGCGAUGGUUUUGGGAGAUUCAAGAAGAAUUCCGUCCGUGCUAUAAGUUUGGAAUCUCCUAAGACUCCUUUUGAUGUAUGUCAGGAAGUAGGUUCGUUUCUCAGAUCUUAUGUUGUACCCGAAGGAUUUCCAGAAAGUGUUAAUGAAUCUUAUGUUCCUUACAUGACAUUUAGAGCUUUGAAGCAUUUCUUUGGUGGAGCCAUGGGUGUGUUUACAACUCAAACACUUUUGAAUUCAGUUGGAGCAUCAAGAAACAGUUCUGCUUCUGCUGCUGUUGCCAUCAAUUGGAUUCUCAAGGAUGGUGCUGGGCGUGUUGGAAAAAUGCUUUUCGCACGGCAGGGAAAAAAAUUCGAUUAUGAUUUGAAGCAGUUACGGUUUGCUGGAGAUCUUUUAAUGGAGCUGGGUGCUGGUGUAGAGUUGGCCACUGCUGCAGUUCCACACCUCUUUCUUCCACUAGCUUGUGCUGCUAAUGUUGUUAAGAAUGUUGCAGCUGUAACAUCGACGUCUACUCGAACACCAAUCUAUAAAGCCUUUGCUAAAGGAGAGAACAUUGGAGAUGUCACUGCUAAAGGAGAGUGUGUUGGUAAUAUUGCAGACCUGAUGGGCACUGGAUUUAGUAUUUUGAUAUCCAAAAAAAAUCCUUCGUUGGUCACAACCUUUGGUCUUCUAUCAUGUGGCUAUCUUAUAAGCUCAUACCAAGAGGUUAGAUCUGUAGUAUUGCAUACACUAAACCGUGCGAGAUUUACAGUAGCAGUGGAGUCUUUUCUCCAAACGGGGAGGGUUUCCUCACUACAGGAAGGCAAUAUCCAAGAAAAGAUAUUCACUUUACCAUGGGUGCAGGAUCAGUCAGUGAUGCUUGGAGCCAAAUUUAAAGAUGCAUUCCAAGAUCCGAGCACAUAUCUUGCAGUAAAACCUUUUUUUGACAAAGAAAGAUACAUGGUGACAUACAACCAUACCAAGGGUAAAGUCUAUGCACUGCUCAAGCAUCAGGCAAAUUCGGAUGACAUUCUCAAAGCGGCUUUUCAUGCACAUGUACUUCUUCAAUUCAUGAAUCAAUCAAAAGUUGGUACCCCAAAAUCAUUGGAACAACCAGAUCCUGUUUUUGCUCCUAUGGACUAUGAAUUCGAGUCUCGAAUCGCUGAGUCAUGUGAAAUAGUUUCUACCUCGUAUGACAUAUUCAAAAGCAAGGCUGCAGAACAGGGUUGGAGAAUGUCAGAAUCUCUGCUUAAUCCUGGACGGGCUAGAUUAUGUCAUUGGAAUGAAGAGAUGGAGUAAACAAUGCCGUGGACCUGAAUCGGUUUUGAUAAUAAAUUACUCAAUACUAAACUUUGUUGUUUUGGUUUUCUCAGCAAAAGAAAUGAAACCAACAUUAGAUUGAUACACGUUUUACGAAUCAUACUGUAAAAAUAAAAUGAUAGUAUGUAUCAUUUUUAAAUUGUGGGUAGCACUUUACAUUGGUGUAAUUUAACAGAUCUUGUUUGUGUAAUAUUAUUCUCACCUUAUAAUGUUCCAUAUUGUUAUAUCAUGUAACUAUUAAAUAAAUCAUAUAACUAUUAAGUAAAU